CUGUUGGAUCCGCGUUCCACUCUUUCAUCGCAAUGUACUUUAGAUAAUUAUCUCCUUGUCACAUCCAUCUCAAAUAUCACAAUGUUAAUCGCGCGGUCAUUAUUGCGAACGACACGCGUAUGCGUCGUUCGUACUGCUUCCACAAGGCCAGUGCUAGCAUCCAAUACAUCGCUAUGGCUUCGAUACAAGAGUGAUUCUUCGUUUCCAUCAAAGCCUGGAAACUCAGAUUCAACGUUCAAGUCCCCGCAGGAGUUGCAGUACGACCCUGUAAAAAGAUUGAACCGACAACAGGCGAAGCAAGACGCAUCAUCAGAGAAGCCGGCGGAAUUUGAUGAAGGCGCUGCACCAUCAAAGGGCGCUACUUUAGAAGGCCAACGCCAAUCCGAAGGAUCGGGCCAUACAGAACCACGAGCAAGCGUAGAUACAUCGUCCAAAUCAGUUGGUGGAAGCGAGACUCCAGAAGCUCCCCAACGACCUUCGCAGCCACUGCCUGACUUACGACACGGUAUACCCUCAACAUUUGCAGAGGAGUUCCUAAACAAAUCGGCCGCUUCCACUCAGGGAGAAGCAGAUUCAGCUGGCCAGCAUCGCAUCAAUCUUGACGAUGAGGCGAGACAUGAGCGCUCUUCAGGGUUUGGAGAUGGUGCUGAAAGAGAACAAGGUGAGCUGCCAAAAUCAGCGUAUCAAACAUCGAUCGACAAGCGAAGAGAUGCCAUGGCCAAAUGGUUCUAUAUCGCUUUUGGUGUACUUCUGACAACCGGAAGCAUAUACCUGGGCCGGAACUGGGAUACAAAAGAAGAAGAGGAGGCACAUCCAGAAGCACCAUCAGGAUGGACCUUACCUCUCUUCUGGGAGCGCAUCAAGGCGCGGAUGAACAGUCAGCGAAGCUACUACACCGAGCCGACCUUUCCCAAGCUGUUGCCGGAGAUGAAUCCCCCUCCUCCAUAUACGCUCGUGUUAAGUCUGGAGGACAUGUUGAUCCAUAGUGAAUGGACUCGAGAACACGGAUGGCGCACGGCAAAGCGACCUGGGUUAGAUUAUUUCCUUGGUUACCUGAGCCAGUACUAUGAACUUGUCCUGUUUACGACCAUGCCAAUGGCGUAUGCAGAUCAAAUUGUGAAGAAGUUGGAUCCGUACCAUUUCAUGACAUGGCCGCUCUUCCGCGAGGCCACUCGCUAUGAGAAUGGUCAAUAUGUCAAAGAUCUAUCUUACCUCAACCGACCGCUAUCGAAGACGAUCAUCAUCGACACAAAGAAAGAGCAUGUCAAGAACCAACCAGAAAACGCAAUUAUUUUGAAACCAUGGACCGGUGAUCCGAAGGACAAAGAACUAGUAGAACUCAUUCCCUACUUGGAGCAUAUCGCUGCCAUCGGCGUUCCAGACGUUCGUGCGAGUUUGAAGGCAUUCGAGGGAAAGCACAUUCCUACAGAAUUCGCCGCUCGACUAGAACGAUCCAGAGCAGAGUUCAACAAACAACUCGAAGAAGAGCGAGCCAAAAAAAGUAAGCGCUCCGCAGGAAGCUUCAUCAGCAACAUGCUAGGCUUGAAGCCUCAAGGCGGCAUGACCUAUGAUGGCCAAACCAGGGUCGCGGACGAGCUGGCUCAAGGCAAAAUGCUCGCUGAUCAAAUUCGCGAGAAUGGUAUUAGACAGUACCAGCGCAUUGAAAAGGAAAUUAGGGAGAAUGGCGAAAAGUGGCUGGCGGAGGAGAAGGAGCUCGAAAAGAAGAUGAUGGCUGAGCAGAUGAAGUCGUGGCAAAAGGGAUGGUUCGGCUUUGGAGGUUCAAGCAGUGAGAAGUCGACUGGUGCUUAAGCACAUAGCAUGGGCGAGAUGAUAACCUUUCCACUCUUCAUAAUAUGUAUAAACAUCUAGGUUUGACGACGGGUUAACACACAGCGGCGCCAAGAAUACCCGCACUUGCUUGUGCUAUAGAGGCCUCUCUCGACCUGUUUGAGGAACAUUGGGUUGCAUAGCGUCGUGUAUAAAAAUGUUAUUUUCUACGAGUGCUCCUUGCUAGUUGCAUAGCAAUUUUAAUUUACACAUUAUGUGCGAUGUCAACAACAUACGUAUUACAAUGUGCAUAGCUGUUGGCGGGUG
Messenger RNA from Verruconis gallopava, 2094 nucleotides. RefSeq lists its product as uncharacterized. The record is from RefSeq and is a predicted model, not a curated record. The transcript has 2 exons. Bases 82 to 1809 code for a protein of 575 amino acids. Lineage: Eukaryota; Fungi; Ascomycota; Dothideomycetes; Venturiales; Sympoventuriaceae. Gene Ontology annotation, molecular function: phosphoprotein phosphatase activity.